Messenger RNA from Hymenoscyphus albidus, 1648 nucleotides. The record is from the annotation of a GenBank genome assembly. NCBI's taxonomy places the organism in Eukaryota, Fungi, Ascomycota, Leotiomycetes, Helotiales, Helotiaceae.
UACACACUGCUUACAAGACUGGGGCUGCCACAAAAAAAAUUGAGUUGAAGAUUUUUUACCUUCUUCUCUUUCUCUCAUGGCUAGGCGCUAAGUGUCUACUUAUGUACCUGUACUAUAUCUUAUUCUUCGCCAUGAUUUUGUUGGCAGCUUUUCCUCGGCUGCUAUCUUCUAAAAUUUGUAUUCUUAUAUUAUUUGAGAUUUUCCUUCUUUGUCUUCUAGAUUACGAGCCUUUCAGAAUAUCGAGCUUCAAUCCACCACAACCACCACCGUACUUCGAAGCACGGCAAUUUCAGACAGUACUAAAAAACAAAACGGAGACUCCGGCACCGAAAAGCUACUGCGAUUCAUUCGGGGAUUCUUCCGGGAUUCUGGUGGUGCUAAAAACUGGCGCAAAUGAAAUUUUCGAUAAGCUUCCAACCCAACUAUUAACCAUGCUCCGGUGCGUCGACGAUCUCCUUCUUUUUUCUGAUCUGGAACAACAUCUGGGCUCUCAUCACAUCCAUGACGUUCUGAAGAACGUUGCCGAAGAAGUCAAGGCAAACAACCCCGAUUUCGACUACUAUCGAACUCUCCAAGAGUACAAGAAGAAUGGCGAAGACAUUAGAAAAAUUAAAGAGCACACCCACGAGGCGGGUUGGAAUUUGGACAAGUACAAAUUCAUUAGAAUGCUGGAAGAAACAUGGAAAAUGAAGCCAGGUAAAAAGUGGUAUGUUUUCAUUGAAGCGGACACAUAUCUCGUGUGGACCAAUUUGUUGCUAUGGCUGGACCGUCUCAAAUCGACCGAGCUUCUCUACUUUGGAUCCCCGGCAUAUUAUGAUGAAAUUUCAUUCUCACAUGGGGGGAGUGGUUACAUUUUAUCUGGAGCGGCGCUCUCAAAAUUUUCGGAGAACAAUACAGAAUUAGUUGCACGUUAUGACUCCGUUGCACAGAUGGAGACGUAUGGAGAUUUUAUUCUUACGAAAGCUUUGAUGGAGCAAGGUAUCGAAUUUACUCAUAAAUGGCCGUUGCUUCAAGGAGAGAAACCGUCCACGAUACCAUUUGGUCCAGGGCCGGAUUCUGGAACCAGGCACUGGUGUCAGCCAAUUAUUACCAUGCACCACGUCAACCCAGAAGAAACUAACAGUAUUUGGCUUUACGAAUCAGAAAGACCGGAUGUUCAGGUCAUUACCCCUAUGUUUCUGCUCUCAUUGAAAAUCCUAACUCAUUCACUAGAAACCUCUGUUAAUCGGGGAUCUAUAUCGGAAUCUUACAAAGCCAUAUAUGAUAGGAGAGCGGGAGGACUGGUAUAACCUCUCCGACGACGUUAUCCUCAACCACCCGGAAGUAGAAGGAUCAACAAAAACCCCCGAAGAAAUGUCCGAGGUGGAAAAAGAAGCUCAUCUCUCAUACGAGAAUUGCAGGAAGGCUUGCGACGAGGAUCCUAGGUGUUUUCAACAUGUACACUUCGAACAAACUUGCGGGUUGUCUUAUUCUUAUAGAUUGGGUGAAAGGCGUCCACCGCAAUCUGGCGUUGUGUAUAAAUCUGGGUGGAAUAUAGGAAAGAUUGAGAAGGACCAGGCGGAGAAUCCUUGUGUUUACCCUAAUUGGAUGUAGAUCUUAACUACAUGAACUGUAUAUAUUUUAAGAGAAAUGCCAUGUAUAUAUUGAC